CCGCUUAACUUCGGCAGUGUAACUCAUCUGAAGCUUAGGAACUCUUUUAGAGAGAAGCCCCAACGGAAUGACACAGUGCUGGUUUAAACAUGGGGGACAUGGUGGAGAAAAGUUCUGAAGAACCUCUGGUCUCUUUGGACAAUGAGUGCUCCAGGAAGAUGGGGGAACUUGUGGAAGUCUCAAGCAGUGACAAGGUUAAGUUUGAUGACACUGGGCUCUCUAUGGUGCUUCAGAAUGGCCUGGAGAACCUUAGGCUGGAAAACUCUCUCACGGAUGUCAUCCUGUGUGUGGACAGCAUGGAAUUCUCUUGCCACCGUGUGGUCCUUGCUGCAGCAAGCAAUUAUUUCAGCUCUUGUUUCAGGGCCAUGUUCUGCAAUGAUUUAAAAGAGAAGUAUGAAGAAAAAAUCAUAAUUCAAGGAGUUGAUGCAAAAACCAUGCAGAUGCUGUUGGACUACACUUACACAAGCCAGGUGCUGAUCACAAAGCAAAACGUACAGAAAGUCUUAGAAGCCGCCAGCCUUUUUCAGUUUCUGCGGAUGGUGGAUGCUUGUGCCAGUUUCCUCACUGAAGCCCUCCAUCCGGAAAACUGUGUUGGGAUUCUGAGGCUGGCCGAUACUCAUUCUCUGGAGAAGCUGAAGCAGCAAGUCCAGAGCUACAUUAUCCAGAACUUUGCUCAAGUGCUGCACUGUGAGGAAUUUCUGGAGAUCCCAGUUGACGUUCUCUACAACACGCUAAAGAGCGAUGACCUCUAUGUCACCGAAGAGGCACAGGUUUUUGAGACUGUUAUGAACUGGGUCAGAUACAAAGAGUCUGAACGGUUUCCUCUCCUAUCCUACGUUCUUGAGAACGUCCGACUACCCCUUCUGGACCCUUGGUAUUUUGUAGAGACAGUUGAAGCCGAUCAACUCAUUAGACAGUGUCCUGAUGUCUUCCCUCUGCUUCAAGAAGCAAGAAUGUACCAUCUGUCAGGCAAUGAGAUUAUUUCAGAAAGAACCAAGCCCCGGAUGCAUGAGUUCCAGUCUGAGGUGUUUAUGAUCAUAGGUGGUUGCACAAAAGAUGAAAAAUUUGUUGCAGAAGUAACUUGCCUGGAUCCUUUGAGGCGGAGCCGUUUGGAGGUGGCAAAAUUACCAAUCACAGAACAGGAAACGGAGAGCGAGAAUAAAAAAUGGGUGGAGUUUGCAUGUAUUACGCUAAAAAAUGAAGUCUACAUAUCAGGUGGGAAAGAAACACAACAUGAUGUCUGGAAAUACAAUUCCUCCAUCAACAAAUGGAUCCAAAUUGAAUAUUUAAACAUCGGGCGAUGGAGGCACAAAAUGGCUGUGCUAGGUGGCAAAGUAUACGUGGUUGGAGGUUUUGAUGGCAUACAGAGAAUCAACAGCGUAGAAACAUACGAUCCUUUCCAUAACUGCUGGUCAGAGGCAGCUCCCCUCAUGGUCAAUGUGAGCUCCUUUGCUGCAGCCAGCUACAAGAAGAAGCUGUAUGUGAUUGGGGGAGGACCCAAUGGAAAACUGGCUACAGAUAAAACGCAGUGUUAUGACCCAGCUACGAACAACUGGAGCUUGAAAUCACCCAUGCCAGUUGAAGCAAAAUGCAUCAAUGCUGUGAGUUUCCGUGACCACAUCUAUGUUGUGGGCGGAGCAAUGAAAGCGCUGUACUCGUACAGCCCACUUCAAGACACAUGGUGCCUAGUGACUCAGUUCACUCAUGAGAGAGCAAGUUGCGGGAUUUCCCCUUGCAACAACAAGUUGUUCAUCACAGGGGGCCGGGAUGAGAAGAACGAGGUCAUCGCCACGGUGCUGUGCUGGGACCCCGAGAUCCAGAGGUUAACAGAAGAGUGUGUCCUACCUCGUGGGGUGUCCCAUCAUGGCAGCGUCACCCUCAGGAAGUCCUACACACACAUCCGCAGGAUAGUGCCUGGCGCGGUUUCUGUGUGACUUUGGGAGAGAAAAGAGAACGACAGAUGAUAUCCAAAUACCUCAGUUCCCCUAAGGAGACAAUGGCCAAGUAGACUGCGUUGAAAAGAUCAUUUUAAAUGUAAAGAGUGUUGGGUGGAACCACUGCUACUAGGGUCCUUUCAGGAAAUAGCUGUACAUGUGCUCGGCCUCCUUGAAAUCAGGAGGAAAUCUCAUUUCCUCUGUACAGGACAUGUCUUAAAUUAUCUUAAUUCCUUCCCCACCCAAAAAAUAAUGGGAUAAUCUGGAGUUUACUCUUGAUGUACAGAACCUACAGUCAUACAAGGAAACAUGAUCGGUAGGUGUGUGUCUGCCUCUUAUCCUACUGCAGGUAGGAUAGUCAUGCCAAAUUUCAGCCCACCUCUGGCCUCAUGUUGCUAUAUUAUUUAUUACUAUUAUCUUCAGACUACUGGACUUGCAGCAUCACCCAAAGAAAAGGAGAAGUUGUGUAGGGAAUGGAAGAGUUGCAUCACUAGCAAAACUCAUUGGCUUCCUCGCACGUUACACUUCUUUUCAACAGAUGGCACGUUACAUGCAGCCAAAGAAUGUCAUUUUAAAAAAGGUAUCAUCCUUCCAUUUCACAUCACCCAAAAAAUCCAACCCAGCUGACAUCCCUGGCUGACAAGCCCAGCUGAGAUACCAAAGACAGAAUGAACAGAGCCUAAUUCUCUCACCUCUACAUAUGGACAAAUUCUAAUUUGAUUCCAUUGUAAGUUUAUUGUAACUAUUUUCCAAUAAAAGCCACAACAAUGUA
Molecule: messenger RNA, 2706 nt
Organism: Trachemys scripta elegans
Lineage: Eukaryota; Metazoa; Chordata; Testudines; Emydidae
Gene: KLHL6
Product: kelch like family member 6
Exons: 7
Coding region: 90-1934 (614 amino acids)
Biological process (GO): germinal center formation; B cell receptor signaling pathway
Molecular function (GO): protein binding
Source: RefSeq, a predicted model, not a curated record